Messenger RNA from Sinocyclocheilus grahami, 602 nucleotides. Its product is annotated as selenoprotein M-like. Lineage: Eukaryota; Metazoa; Chordata; Actinopteri; Cypriniformes; Cyprinidae. The record is from RefSeq and is a predicted model, not a curated record. The transcript is spliced from 4 exons.
AAUCUUUCUGGAUACGGUGAGGUCUCGCAUCCUAACCGCAGUAUGUGGCUCACACUAGCGGCCCUUUUGACUCUGUGUGCCACGGGGAGAAGUGCUGAAAAUGUUUCAGAAAGCAGAGCUGUGAAGGAAAAGCAUGUUAUAGCCAGAGGAAAACUUAUGGCUCCUAGUGUAGUGGGAUGAUCCAUAAAGAAGAUGCCAGAGCUCUACAAUUUCCUGAUGGAGCGAUGGGCAUUGUAUCACAACCUGGAGUACGAUUCGGGAGAGGAUAAAAACCCACGCCUGAUCUUCUACAACGAGAAGGACGAGGAAGUGAAGGUUGUUCCUGUGAGGAAGAUGAAGGCAGAUGAGAUCAGCAGCUUGCUGGAUUCUCUGGGUUUCUAUAAGAGGUCACAGAAAGGCGAGGAGGUCCCUGAGGAGUUCAAACAUUUCCCUUUAAAGGCGCCCCGGGACGAACUGUGACCCCCCGCUGGUCAGCGCCUGGACUGCAGCCUGCCGCCAAUGACGUCCAGUGUCUCAAAGCUCCGAGACAGCCGGACUCUGGACCGACGCACAGAAGGCUGGAGGCAGUCCUAAUCACACACACACACAUUUACAAUAAACUC